Aspergillus pseudotamarii is the source of this 703-nucleotide messenger RNA. RefSeq lists its product as uncharacterized. The record is from RefSeq and is a predicted model, not a curated record. The transcript has a single exon. Lineage: Eukaryota; Fungi; Ascomycota; Eurotiomycetes; Eurotiales; Aspergillaceae. The coding region runs from base 80 to 490 and encodes 136 amino acids.
UAAAAUUGAAUAUUAUUAAAUAAAAACUAAAUUUUAUUUUAUUUUUUUUUUCUAUUUUCUGAAAAUCCAGGUCCGGACCAUGGAGAAGACGAAGGCGCGACUAGGAUCCAUCCUUUUACUUACCGCCAUCCCAUCCCCAUACCUUAGAACCUGUCCCUCGGUACCCUCGUUGGGCUUUUACUGUGGGUGGCCACCCUCGAUAUCCUUUUUCUUUUGCGCUCCUCCCCUGGUACCAUUACCACUCUCAUACGCCUUCCCUUCCCACCAUCUCCACCAACCCGUCAUUCACUACGAUCUAUGCUAUUCUCUCUUUUCCUCCCUUCUUAGUUCGCUCCACCUACUAAGUCUCUCCUCCCCCAUAUUCCUCUUUUCAAUUUUUUCACUUCUGAAUUUUCCUCUUUUUCUCACCCCAAUUCUCCCGGCCAGAACGACAGUCAUCCCGGACCUUCUAUACUUCCUCGGUUCCGGCACAUAUACAUCCCUCGACUAAUAACUCAUCAAACUUCGACUUUUGCUUCCGACCGUCGUUCGCUGUUGGCCGAUCUCUUCCUCCGCACCGUAAUUUGUUUAGUGCGGGUAUAGAGGAUUGAAUACCGUUACGCCCUGCUCAACCUUCGACAUAACUAUCAUUGCUAGUUAAACCUCAGGACACACUGUACCGGAGGCCCAAGUUCAACUCGUUACAUCCGAUAGCUAGGGCGCC